This is a messenger RNA of Acromyrmex echinatior (Panamanian leafcutter ant), 1923 nucleotides long. Its product is annotated as Malate dehydrogenase. Gene Ontology annotation, molecular function: oxidoreductase activity. NCBI's taxonomy places the organism in Eukaryota, Metazoa, Arthropoda, Insecta, Hymenoptera, Formicidae. The record is from RefSeq and is a predicted model, not a curated record.
UUAACGCCAAUGUCGACGACGCGAUGGUAUAAGCGAACGUAGGACGUGGAACAUAUCAAACGUUAUAUUUGGAAGUAUAGACAGAAGUCUUUUUCCUUGUGAUUUCUUCCUAGAAGAGAACAUUAGUGUCGUCAACAGUCUCUUCUGCGAAGUUAAGUCUGUGCAUGAAAGGAAAUCGUUGUAAGUGAAGAAUAUCGAUUCGCCUGAGUCUGUAACAGCUAACAUCAUACGUAAUCAUGACCAACCUAACGUCAAACACGUGACUUCUCUGAUGCAAUCUGGCGCUUAAUUUAAACGAAAUAAGGAAGCUUGACAGUACACAGAACAGAAAGUGAAAAACGAAAGAAUUAUUGCGUAAAAACGCAAUAAAAACACAAAAGUCGUAUCGAUUUCUUGUCUACAAUCAGUGCUUUGCUCAUCAAUUUAUUAUUAUUAAAAUCGAAUAUCGAGGAGAUAUUUGAAGAUAAUCGCCGCAUCUCUGAUUCUCGCCACGAUCAAUAAGUGAUAACACAAAGUAGACACAGUAGAUAGGACAACUAUAUGCAUAAGAUUUAACUUUUGAUUGAUAGAGCGAAUCAGCUCCGUCCUCGAUAAGGUGAAUUGUGAUAAAGCGAGGUCGUACGAUCGUCGACAGACAGAAAGAAUCAGAGGCGAGAGAUGUUGACUGUAAUACGUAAAGUUACGCUCAGUCGUUUCUUGGAACUUUUAACGAGUAGUUCGUUGUUACGCGCGCGCACCGUUGCCGCCGGAAUGACGUCCACCGGAAGUCAGGAUUACGACCAGAAGGUCGUCCCUAAGAACGAGGUCAUUAGAUUUAUCGAGGAUUGUAUGUGUAAGGCUGGUACCACGAAAGAAGACGCGUACGCCGUCGGUCAUCAUCUAAUGAUAGCGGAUUACAGAGGUCAUUUUAGCCAUGGGAUGAACCGGAUGCACAUGUACGUAAAGGACAUCGAACACAGAAUCACCGAUCCCACCGCCCGACCGCAGAUUGUCACUGAUUUUCAGGCGAUAGCUCUCGUUGAUGGAAAAAACGCGUUAGGUCAAGUGAUCGGCAAAUAUUGCAUGGAGAAAGCCAUAGAGAAGGCCAAAAAAUUCGGUAUCGGCAUGGUGGCGGCACGUGGCUCUAAUCACUAUGGCAUCUGUGCUUACUACACCAUGAUGGCGAUGGAACAAGGACUGAUCGGUUUCACCUGCACUAACACGAGUCCGCUGAUGGCACCGACACGCAGCAUGAAAUCCGCUCUAGGAACGAAUCCCUUGUCCUUAGGCAUGGCCGCCUGCAACGGCGACGAGUUCGUUCUCGAUAUGGCAACCACCGCCGUCGCCUUGGGCAAGAUCGAGUUGGCCAUUCGGAAGAACGAGAACAUUCCCGAGGGCUGGGCACUCGGACCUGACGGAAAAGUGACCUGUAAUUCCGAAGAGGCUUUCAAAACUUCUUUAUUGAUGCCUCUCGGUGGCGACGAACAUAGUUCUGGGUACAAGGGUUAUGGUCUGGGUCUGAUGGUUGAGAUACUCUGCGGUAUCCUGAGCGGAAGUUUUUUCGGGCCGAACAUCCGCCCUUGGAAGUCCGGCGACAAAGUCGCUAAUCUCGGACAGUGCUUUAUGGCCAUUAAUCCGGAGGCCUUUGCGGACGGAUCGAAAGAGAGAUUGACGAUCUUGCUCAAACAGCUGAGAGAUCUACCUACUUCCGAUGGAAAGACGGUUCUGAUCGCCGGUGAUCCCGAAAGACGACACAUGGAAAAGGUCGACAUGGAGGGCGGAAUGACGUAUCAUCCAAAUCAAUUAAAGGCCUCGGAAGAAUUCGCUAAACACAUGGGCGUACAACCGAUGAAACUCGUACCUAAAUCCGUUUGAUUUUUUAGUUAUCAGCAAAAAAUUAAUCUGCUCUAUCUUAUCUCAUUUCUUUUAUAUGUAUAUCGAUCG